This is a messenger RNA of Psilocybe cubensis, 705 nucleotides long. RefSeq lists its product as uncharacterized. The record is from RefSeq and is a predicted model, not a curated record. The coding region runs from base 1 to 705 and encodes 234 amino acids. Lineage: Eukaryota; Fungi; Basidiomycota; Agaricomycetes; Agaricales; Agrocybaceae. The transcript has 2 exons.
AUGCCUUCUCUUCGUCGUACUGCCUCUAGUCCCGCCGUCCGCUCUUCUCCCUACUCGUCUGGUCUCCUUGCAGCCAGAGGGAACGGCCACAGGCGCUCUUCGGGCUCAGAGACCUCAGCCAGGCGCGUUCUCGCAGACAUAGAGUGGUGGAGAGUAACAGACGGUCAGCGCGAGUCCAGCCCUGACCAGGAGUUGGAGGAUCGCAACCGUGGCAAUCAGGACAUCGUCCCUCUCGACGUGUUCCUCGGCGCAGGUAUCCACAUCCCCCAUGUGGAUCCUGGUGUAGACCACCCCUCACCCCUGCCCUUGCCAUGGGUCCAGCCCGCUGUGACAGUCUCUGACGAGACUUCACCAGCUGUCGUACCUACCGAGCAGUUCGCAGGACUCUCGAUUACCCCCCACACGCCGACACGCCGGCAUCAUUCCCUUGAGUCGUCUUCCUCAUCCCUGGAAUCGACUCCGGAGGCUGCAGAGACUCCCAUCGGGGAUCUCUUCAUGGGCAUGUCCGACUUGGACAUGGGUUUCACCGAAGCCAAUCUACUCCCACUGCCUCUUGACAAGCGCAAUCGCCAGGCCGCUUUGGCCCCCAUUUUGAUGCGCUCCUUCGCGCUCAACGAUUGCCUGUCGCUCAAAGACGACGAGACAAACAAGUACGCAGACUUUGCUGUCUCGCCCCUGUCCUCCGCAAUCAGUUUCUUCAACUAA